UAAGUUGUUACUUCUAUGAGUGAGUUUUGGAUUUUCUGGUACAUUUCAAAAUACUUUACAAAAUUUACCCAUGUAAAGUAGCUCUUUCUAAAUUCAUGGAAAUCAUUGAAUUCAUUGAAAAUAGUUGCAUUUUCUGUAACGAACAUGAGGAAGACUUGUCUCAUUUGUUUUAUAAUUGUGAUUUGUUUUUUAGAUUUUGGUCUGAUGUUAGUUCCUUUUUAUUUGUUCAAGAAAUGUUAAUAACAUCCUCUCUUUAAAAGAUGAUAUUUGCACUUAAUCGCACAAAUUAUUGAGUAUAUCGUUAACUUUUACAUUUUUCAUGGUAAAUAUUACAUUCAUAAACAAAAAUUUACGAAAUGCAUACCAAAAUGUAAUUUAUUUUUAUUAGAAAUUGAAUCUUUGAAAAAAAAUCUCUAAUGCAAAUUAAUAACAAAAAGAAUGACAUACUGCUAGGUUUCAUGUAGGAAUUUUUUCUUGUAUAGGCUGGUGGUCAUGGCAUGUAGCCUAUACAAUUUUUCUUGAGGGUAUUGUUAUCUGGCCUACUAAGGCACAAAAAUGCCGCAUUAAUUCAAGUAUAUAUUGCUGCAGCCCGGAGACCUCCAAGUGGGAGGGACUUAUGCCGCAAGUAGGUUGGGACAGCUCCAAGAGGGAGGGUAGGUUUAGGGUUGGGUUUGUAGGGCAUCUUAACAAGGCCCAACCCAUUUGGAGCUGACUCCGACCAGAGCCAUAGAGAGACAGAGGCUGUGUUCGAAAUGCCAUACUAUCAUACUACUCUUACUAUUUAUGCAGUAUCCAGUAUGUAUGCUGUGCAUAGUAUGCAAAUUUUCUGUAUGCAUGGAAUACCCGGAUGACCUACUAUAUUUGCCAGAAUCUGCUAAAUAUAACUCAAGUACACAGAAAUCAGUAGCUGUGUUCCAAAUGGCAUACUAUCAUACAACUCCUACUAUAUUGCAGUAUGCUGUGUGUAUACUAUACUGUGAAUAGUAUGUGAAUUUUCUGUAUGCAUGGAAUGCCCAGAUUACCUGCUACAUUUGCUGAAAUUUGAUGUAUGCAUCUGAAGACACUGCGUGGGAUACUGUUUCCCAGAACGCAACGCGCUCCAUGUGACGUUUCAUCUUCAAACGCGUGAGUGAACUGGAGGCGGGGAAUAGUAAUUAUAAAUGUAAGACUUGUAUAUGUACGUAUAUACAUAUACAUGUAAACUACAAACUAUCACUGUGUAUCUAAAAACAAUAGUAGGACAUAAAUUGUACUUUAAUCUCUGAGGCACGUUUCCGAUCAAGUCAAAUGAUGUCACCUUUAUCUCUAGCGCUUAGAUUGUUUCAAAGAUAUUAAGUAAUAAUAAUAUUGCAGCAAUAUAAUAUAUAAAUAACAAUAAUAUUUCAAUUAUGCAAACAGAAUUAAAUUCCCCUGUCAAGCAGCUCUAAAAAGAAACGGAGUGUAUUUACACUAAGGACAAAUAGACCAAUUUGUUGGCAGAGACUAUUUACAUAAACUCCGACCACUAAUGCCUGGCUGAGAUAAACAGAACUGCAAAAGACACGUGUUUUUCAGUAAAAUCCACUAUUAUUAAUUUUUUUUUUUUAUAGUUAUAUUUUAUGGGUCACACUACAUGCCAUGUUAGGACCAAACCAAAUCUCCAGGUUCUCAUACGAGAACCAGGCUGAAAAACUUAUGUGCACCCCUGGUCAUGUGCCUGUCUGUCAAUGGAAGGAAGCCACGCCCCUAUUUUGAAGCUCCCACCCCGUUUUGGAGUUCCCGCCCCCAUUUGGAGAUCUCCAGGCUGCAGUUAUACCCUUCUCCCCUAGCCUGUAACAUGUUGAUAGAUAGGCUACCUGUUUAAAAAUGUGCAGGUACAUUUUUGCAACACAUUUUAAGACUAGAAGCAUACAGUGCAAAUGGACAGGAUUUCAUGUCCUCAUCUUUUUACUUGUACUUUCACUUCCAUCUGCGUCACAUGGUUUUCACUCUUUGUGGUUACUUUCAACUUAUAUUCAAGGAGAAACACAGUUCCCAAAAUUUAGUUGCACAACAACUCUGGAUGACAUUACAGUCGGAUACUAUAAUUCAGAGAGGUAUAUUCCAAGAGGGAAUACGACGAAUGAGGAUGAUGUGAUUGAUUCAGAUUACAUAAAGGGUAUAAGUGACCACAUGUAUAACUCCUUUAUAAGACGAUCUGCACUGUUCAGAGAGAGUUUUAAUGUUUAUCAGACACUGGUUGUCUGUGAGCUGCUGGAACCUGACAAGUCUGGAAAGAUGAUUAUCAAAGAUGCUGCUGGAGGCUGCACCACAGAUGAAAUGUGUUACUUUAAUGACAUGUUUACUUACACUGUGACUGUAAAUAUUACACAAGAACUGAUCAAACCUCACCUGGAAGAAUUCAAGCAGGAAUUUGCAACGUUCUUUUAUCCAGUUUGCAUGACAACUCUCAAGAAUUACCUUAAAAUAAGAAGAGGUCAAGUGAACAAGAGGAUAACGCCCCAUAUCAGGCUCAUCCAGAAAGAAAACACAGAUUCCGAAGGGUCUCGUUUGAGUUGUUUGGCAACAGGAUUUUACCCUCGUCACAUCAACCUGACCCUGUUCAGAGACGAGCAGCCUGUAGCUGAUCAUGAGAUCACUGGAGGAGAUCUGCUGCCCAAUGAUGACGGGACGUACCAGAUGAGGAAGAGUCUGGAGAUCAGUGCUGCAGACAAACACAAAUACACCUGCUCUGUCACACACCUCAGUCUGGACAACAAACUUGAAGUCACUUUGGAAAAUGAUCCUUCCAGAUUUCACAUAUGCGCUGCUGUCCUGGUCUUUGUAUGUGCGAUAUGUGUGAUUUUGGCAGCCAUGUGGAUGUGAAGGCAAGGAAGACAGAUACCAAGAGGUUUCUUCUGAUAAAGGUGCUUCAAGUGAGUAGGCUGUCUGAAAAAUUGUUCUGUAACUGAAAUUGUAAUCUGUAAUUUGUAAUUUGUUGUUUUGUGGAUCAAACUGAGGUAAAUGGAGCCAUUUUCACAAAAGUCUAUUCAGUUAAAGAAUACCGAAUAGAUCUUGAACUCAUAGACUGAUGAACCUAGUCUUUUCUAUUAAAGAAAACUUACCACUUGGCAGUGUGAUUUAAAGUCAAACACUUGAAUACAAAUUGAUACGUCUGAACAAACUUCAGAAUGCAGCUAUGCAGAUGAAUUGUCUGCAUGUUAAAUCAUAUUUAUGUGAUUUUACACAUUAAAGAAAGUUGUUCUUAAUGUAUGUAUAGUUUUGUUUUUGUGCAUUACCUUUUACCUUUGAGAAUCAGCAAGUCUCUCUGCCUACAUUUCAUGUGUGAGUUUGUCACUCUGUCAUAACUGUGUGUGUGUGUAUACUGAUUGCAAAUAAAACAUUUACA
Messenger RNA from Onychostoma macrolepis, 3367 nucleotides. RefSeq names its product major histocompatibility complex class I-related gene protein-like. The coding region runs from base 1846 to 2844 and encodes 332 amino acids. Gene Ontology annotation, cellular component: external side of plasma membrane. NCBI's taxonomy places the organism in Eukaryota, Metazoa, Chordata, Actinopteri, Cypriniformes, Cyprinidae. The transcript has 6 exons. Gene Ontology annotation, biological process: immune response. The record is from RefSeq and is a predicted model, not a curated record.